Populus euphratica (Euphrates poplar) is the source of this 1149-nucleotide messenger RNA. RefSeq lists its product as uncharacterized. NCBI's taxonomy places the organism in Eukaryota, Viridiplantae, Streptophyta, Magnoliopsida, Malpighiales, Salicaceae. Gene Ontology annotation, molecular function: metal ion binding. The record is from RefSeq and is a predicted model, not a curated record. Bases 208 to 1062 code for a protein of 284 amino acids. The transcript is spliced from 2 exons.
CACGGAAUGUUAUAACAUAUAUAUAUCUCUAGAUUUCUGGUUAUUGACUAACCCUGUCAAAGAGGCAUAGAGAUCCUGGAGAAAAUAAAUUUGUCCAAGAACAAGGUACAUUCUUAUUGAGCUAAUGAGCUGAUUUACGUGGGGAUUUAGUUAUUCUUUUCAUCAAGAGAUUUAAUGGUAAUCUACAUGGUUAUGAUCUGACACUAAAUGUUUGUAGAAUACCAAUCUCCUGCCCUUCUCUUUUGGAAGUCUACCACGAUGUUGACGUUGAAGUUGAGUGGAUUCUGCGACUGUGAAGGAUGCUGGCGUAAGGUGAAUGAGGCUCUCUCCGGUAUCAAAGGGAUUAAAGGGAGAUUAAUAGACAAAAAGAAGUUCCUUGUCACUGUCACUGGCAUUGUGGACACUGAAGCCGUGAAAGCAAGAUUGGCUAAGAUAAGAAAGGGUGUUAAGGUUGAGGUUAUAUUCCAAGGUGACGGGGAAAAGAAGGAAGAAGAAAAGAAGCCACAAGAGGAAGCUAAUUUUAAUGGGCCCUAUAAUAAUCCCCAACCCUAUGCUUAUUUUAAUGGGCCCUAUAAUGAUCCCCAACCCCAAGGUCUUGCUGAUGGUAGUGGGCCCUAUAAUGAUCCCCAACCCUAUGCUUAUUUUAAUGGGCCCAAUAAUUAUCCCCAACCCCUAGGUGUUGGGCCCUAUAAUGAUGCUGAAGCUGGUCCAUCCAAUAGAGGGGGGAAUAGUACUGAGCCCAUGGGUGAACAGAACUUAGAACACGACCUUGCAAGAUAUCUGUGUGAUUAUGGGCUUGACUAUGACCCAAACUUUCCUUUUGGCACUGAUGUCGUCCCACCCUCUGCUUCUUUUAAUGGGUCCUAUAAUGAUCCCCAACUCCUAGGUCUUGCUUAUUGUAGUGGGUCCUAUAAUGAUCCCCCACCCCAAGGUUUUGCUGAUGGCAGCGGGCCCUAUAGUUACCCCCCAGCCCAAGACCACGCUCAUGGUAACGGGCCCUAUGAUUAUCACCCAUCGCAAGACUUUGCUGAUGAAAUUUCCAAUGCAUGUUCUAUUAUGUGAGCUAUUCAUUACAAAAGAAAUAAAAAUCGACUACAAUAAGUAGUGGAUGGUAUUAGUUUUUUUUUUUUUUGAAUUUAUAUGUUUUAA